Molecule: messenger RNA, 204 nt
Organism: Suillus discolor
Lineage: Eukaryota; Fungi; Basidiomycota; Agaricomycetes; Boletales; Suillaceae
Exons: 1
Source: RefSeq, a predicted model, not a curated record
GGAAUAGAUCUUGAUGCGGCCGAAAAGAUAAUGGACACUUGCAAGUCCUGCGAGUACACAAAAGCCACUCGAAAGCCCAUUGGUAAAGUUUGCGACCCUGUGUAUCGUGAAAGCUUCGGUGACAAAGUCCAUAUGGACUUAUGGGGGCCCUCUCCAGUAAGAACUCCUGGCCACAAAGAAUAUUUCGCGUCAUUUACUGAUGAC